AUGGCUGCAGGUGGUUAUGGAGAACGUUCUUUGAAGGAGACGCCCUCUUGGGCUGCUGCUCUGGUUUGUGCUGUUUUUGUUGUCAUUUCUAUUGUCAUUGAACUUGGAAUUCAUUCCCUUGAAAAGUGGUUUCAAAAGCGACAAAAAAAGGCCAUGAUUGAGGCUCUAGAGAAACUUGAAGCAGAAUUGAUGCUCCUAGGCUUCAUAUCACUACUUAUAACAGUUGGUACAAAACCAAUUUCUAAGAUCUGUAUUCCUGAGAAAGCUGGAAAUACCAUGCUUCCUUGUAAGAAGGAAGCAAAGAAGGAUUAUGGGAACGGCGACGGGAGAAAGCUAUUAUGGUAUGCUGGAGAUGAUAUAUCCCAUCGCCUUCUUGCUCCCGCCGCCAGUGGGGAUGACUACUGUUCCCAAAAGGGUAAAGUAUCACUGGUUUCACAGUCAGGGGUUCAUCAAUUGCACAUCUUCAUAUUUGUGCUGGCAGCAUUUCAUGUUAUCUAUAGUGUAGUGAUUAUUGCUCUGGCAAAGGCUAAAAUGAAGAGAUGGAAAUCUUGGGAAUUGGAGACAACAUCUCUAGAGUAUCAAUUUACUAAUGACCCUUCAAGGUUUAGGUUCACUCGUCAAACUUCAUUUGUUAAGCGGCACACCGGCUUAUCUGCAACGCCUGGUCUUAGAUGGAUUGUGGCCUUUUUUAGGCAAUUUUUUACAUCGGUAACAAAGGUUGAUUACCUUACAUUGCGACAUGGAUUCAUCAAUGCUCAUUUUGCACCAAACAGCAAAUUCAACUUCCACAAGUACAUUAAGAGAUCAAUGGAGGAUGACUUCAAGGUUGUCGUUGGUAUUAGCAUUCCACUGUGGAUAUGCUCUAUCAUAUUCCAGCUUCUCAAUGUUUAUGGAUGGUAUACAUUUACAUGGUUACCAUUUGUACCACUAGCAGUAAUCCUUAUUGUCGGUGCAAAGCUGGAGAUUAUUAUCGUGGAAAUGGCUCGGGAGAUCCAAGAUAAAACUGCAGUGGUGAAAGGUGUUCCUGUGGUCGAGCCUAGCAACAAAUACUUUUGGUUCAAUCGCCCUGAUAUUAUUCUUUUCUUAAUACAUUUCACCUUGUUCCAGAAUGCCUUCCAGACGGCAUACUUUUUGUGGACAUGGUAUGAAUUCGGAUUGAAAUCAUGCUUCCAUGACAAUUUGUUGGAAAUGCUUGCAAAAGUUGUCCUUGCCAUUAUCCUUCAAUUUUUAUGUAGCUAUGUCACCUUCCCUCUCUAUGCCUUGGUAACUCAAAUGGGGUCUCACAUGAAGAAAGCAAUAUUUGAAGAGCAAACAUCAAAAGCAAUAAAGAAGUGGCAAAAGUCAGCAAAGGAAAGGAGAAGGUUAAAAAACAAGGCAGUGGCAGAUGGUUCAUCAAAUGGGUUCUCAAUGACGAGUCCAGAUCAUCAGAGUGGUACCCCAAGCAGGGGCACAUCACCAUUGCACUUGCUUCACAAGUUCAAACACAACUCUACAGACAUUGAAGGUGGUUUAAGUACUUGUACCUCUCCUAGGUCUUGCUUUUCUGAAACUGAGUUGUCUGAAAUUGAAGGGGCAGCACCCUCUAGUGAUGAUUAUGAAUUGAGAAGGCAAAACAAUCCUAAAAGACUAGAAGAAAGUCGUAGUGCUGAUUUCUCUUUUGCCAUGCCUUGA
Populus nigra (black poplar) is the source of this 1671-nucleotide messenger RNA. RefSeq names its product MLO protein homolog 1-like. Gene Ontology annotation, cellular component: membrane. The transcript has 14 exons. The record is from RefSeq and is a predicted model, not a curated record. The coding region runs from base 1 to 1671 and encodes 556 amino acids. Lineage: Eukaryota; Viridiplantae; Streptophyta; Magnoliopsida; Malpighiales; Salicaceae. Gene Ontology annotation, biological process: defense response.